Molecule: messenger RNA, 2958 nt
Organism: Megachile rotundata (alfalfa leafcutting bee)
Lineage: Eukaryota; Metazoa; Arthropoda; Insecta; Hymenoptera; Megachilidae
Product: protein zer-1 homolog
Cellular component (GO): Cul2-RING ubiquitin ligase complex
Source: RefSeq, a predicted model, not a curated record
CUCUACAGUCAAAUGUUCGAGAACGCGUCACUACGAUAGUCAAGUGAAAUGUCAAAAUUAUAAACGUGAGCACGUAUCAUAGUCCGACAGUAUUAACUAACAAGUAAAUUCUGUUACACGUCUAAACUGAAUAUGUUCAUUUUAGAUUAAUUUGUGAGUGAUUUGGCGUCAUGCCCAUUAAACAUGUAACGGCUUUGUUUUCCAACUGAAGAAAAAUAAGAAAAUAGUACUAAGAAAGUUCUCUCCAGCAACAAAUUUGGGCAGUGAUGCCCAGCUGAUGCGUUUUAACAUAUUUGACAGUUGAAAUUGCGUAAUUGUUGCUAGUACUUUCUUAUGAGCGUUUUUACGCAAUUUAUCUGAAUUGCCGUACAGGAUGGCGGAUUUGGAUGACUUAUUUCAUUUAGAUCAAUACGUAGGUCCUGAAUCUCUUGCUGAACUUUGUUUCCAAGUGAUCUGCAAAAAUUUAGACAUCAUCUCGACAAAGGACCGGCGUGGUUAUCGAAAUCUUUUAAAAGGAUUAAUUCUCCCAAGAGAAAUAUGCGAUAAACUUAUUAAAUACGUUUUACGAAAUGAUCCACGAGAAGAGCAUGAUUAUUUCAUUACAAUUUUUAAAAAUGUAUUGUUAACCAAACUUAAACGUGUUAGAAUUGUGAGGUCUACUAUUACUGAUCAAUCAGUACAGAUUCUUACAAAUCAUAAGCUUGUUGAAUUAGAACUUACUGAUUGUCCCCACCUAACAGAGUGUUCUAUCGAAUAUAUCAAUGCAAAUGCAGAGUGUUUGCAAAGCUUGACCUGCCAUGGAAAUUCUACACUUUUACAGAAUGGACAUAAAGUUUAUCAGAAACGAGGAUAUGUAUUUAAACUACCAAAUUUACGUUCUUUGGCUUUAAAAUGUGUUACACUUUCUGCGUCAGAAUAUAAUAUCCUUCUGGCAGGAUUAACAAAUUUGAAAAAUUUGGAUUUAUCUAAUAGUAUUAACGUAAAUGAUUUUGAAUUUUAUCACUUGAUACCUAAUUUAGUAUCUUUAGUUUUAUAUAAUGUUUAUAUUACGCCAGAAGGUUUAGCAAACAUUUGUAAUUUAAAAAAUUUAAGGCAUUUGGAUAUAUCUAAAUCUAAUCCAGAUCGGCAUAUAUAUGAGAAUCCAAAUACAGUCUUAGCAGACCUUGUAAAUGGGUUGCCACAGUUAACUUCUUUAGAUAUUAGUGGUACAAAUUUAGCAGGAGUACAAAUAAUGAAUUGUGGAAUACAAGCAGUUAAAUAUUCUUACUACUCUGAAUUUGAUGAUGCAACUAAUGAUCUUUGUGAUAUACCUGGACUUGCUUCCAGAAUAAAUAGACCUCUACAAUUUUUAGGUCUUUAUGAAACAAGUGAUGGGGCUUGUAGGCGACGUAAUAUUCCAGCAAAAUUGAUUGCAGGAAAUGCAAAUGAAGAUCAAAUACUACUUGCAGCUCAUGUUUGUAUGAAUAAUAAGCAGGACUUGUUAAAACAAGUAUUGAAUGAUCUUUAUCAUGUGCAUAGAUAUGAGAAUUGUCAUAGAAUGGAUCAAGCACUUUGUGCAAUAUUAGAAGCCAUGGAGAAACAUCCUCUUCAAAACCUUAUUCAAAUAUCUGGAAGUGCAACACUAUUUUACAUUGUGAAAAUGAAGGAAAAAGGAGAACUUGAGCAACGCUUAAAAGAACGAAUUGUUCGUACACUGCUCGUUGGUAUGAGUAAUCACAGAAAUGAGGAAACUAUGAUGCGUAACGGUUGUUUGACGCUGUGUCAAUUUCAGUUACCGCAGGACGUAAUGUCAAAUUAUAAAGCUUUGGUCGAACUGCUUUUACAUUCGGCUAAGCAUGCGGCACAAGAAAGUUACGUGCAACGUAUUGGUAUAUUUCUUUUAAAUACUUUGGCAUGCCGAGUAACAGGAAGGGAGAAACGUUUAUUAGGCAGUUUAGGUUGUAUCAAGACAAUGCUUGAAUUAAUAAAGUAUAGGGUAGAAUCUCGUAGAUUUGAUGACGUUUUAGAAGUAGCUUGGUCAACCAUGUGGAAUGUAACUGAUGAAACUCCUAUAAACUGUCAAAGAUUUUUUGACGAAAAUGGUAUGGUUCUGUUCCUUAGAUGUGUAGAGCAAUAUCCUCAACAAGAAGAAUUGUUAAAAAAUAUGAUGGGAUUACUUGGUAAUGUUGCUGAAGUAGAACAUCUUAGAGUGCAUUUAAUGCAACAACAGUACAUGAACGUCUUUGUAAAUCUACUCCUUACUGUUGGCGAUGGCAUUGAGGUACCGUAUAAUGCUGUUGGUAUAUUGGCUCAUAUAGCAUCGGAUGGUUCUGAAGCAUGGACAAUCGAAAAACCUAGUCGAAAUGAGGUGCUUGAACUUAUGGUUGAAGCUAUUGAACGAUGGGAUAUAUCUUCAGAACGCAAUAUAAAUUAUCGCUCGUUUUUACCAUUACUACGUUUGCUAGAUAUAUAUCAUACACCUCAAUGUCAGCAUUGGGCAGUUUGGGCACUUGCUAACCUAACAACUGUUUAUCCUCAUAAAUAUUGCAUAUUAGUUAUGCGAGAAGAUGGUCUUGAAAAAUUGGAUACUUUAACGUCAGAUCCAAGACCAUACGAGCGUAUAAAGAAACUAGCCCACAUUGUAGUUGAAAAUUGCUGUCGUUAUACACUAGACAUUAGUAGUAACACUAGCGAUAUGAACGCUCGCUCACUUAUAGAUGGGGAUUAUAAUUUGGACGAUUGAAAAUAAUUGUUAUUAUUAUGAUUCAAACUUAACAUCGUCAAAAGUAGGAUAUUUUAUAAGUAUAAUAAAGUCUUCUAAGUAACAGUGUAAGUAAGAUUAUAACAAUAUUAUAAAAUGUGCGUUUAUUUGCCAAAUUGUAAAUUUCAGGUUAAAUGCUCAAAGAGUCUUACUCACAUUUUCAUAUAAAAAUUUCAUUACAUAGUUUGUUUGUUACAUAUUCUAAAAUAUUUCUAAAA